AUGGGUGUUUUCUACGAGACCAUCCCAGCGACAUUAUCCCCAUGGAUUCUGAAGCAGCGGAUGUUCUGGGUUGCCACAGCACCUCUUUCGGGCUCCGGCCACGUCAAUGUCUCGCCAAAAGGAGGAGAAUAUUUUGGACUGCUUGAUGAUAAGACGUUUUGGUUCCUCGAGCUUACUGGAAGUGGUUGUGAAACCCUCUCCCAUCUUCAUGAAACAGGGAACCGACGGAUAACUAUCAUGCUUACUGCCUUUGAGGGCGCUCCCAAAAUAGUGAGGCUAUGGGGAAAAGGCCGCGUCUUGGAGAAUAAAACUCCGGAAUUUGAGUCUUUUGUUCGUGAUCAAAGCGUCAAGGUCAUCCCCGGCGCAAGAUCGAUCAUUUUAGUUGAUAUUCACCAAGUCGGAACAUCGUGUGGCUUCUCUGUCCCAUUAUAUGAGUUCAAGGCUCAUAGAGAUACCCUCAAUGAAUAUUACCGUAAAAAGGAUGAAAAGUUCAGAGGGGGCAACGAGAAAGAAAGCAUGGAUCUAUACUGGGCACAAAACAGUCAGUUCAGCAUGGAUGGCUUGCCUGCCAUGAAGAGAGCGAGAGUCAUCGGAGAACAACAAAAUGUUGCACAGAAGAAAAAGAUGAUCGGUCCGUUAGCACCAAAGAAUCUCCGCUCUAGGGCCCAAUUCCCCUCGAAAUCGACUGUUUUUAUUAUUAUCUCAAGCUUUAUUUUAGGGGUUUUGUUUUCUUUGCUAGCCGAAACUAUCAAAGCAAGAGCUUAUGAUUUUGGUCAAUUAGCACGCGGAAGAGGCAGCAACUCGAGUGCCAACUGGGCUGAAUUGUGA
This is a messenger RNA of Clonostachys rhizophaga, 828 nucleotides long. The record is from the annotation of a GenBank genome assembly. Lineage: Eukaryota; Fungi; Ascomycota; Sordariomycetes; Hypocreales; Bionectriaceae.